UUUUUAUCGAAGUUGUGAUGUUCAAAAGUGGAACUAAAGAAGUAAUGAACACUGAAACGUCGGUAGAUAUGUCGAGCUUCAGUACUAAAGCAGAUCAGCGAGUUGUCUCUGUAACGAAAAGUAAAUUACUUGAAGAAAAGCAUUUAACUGAUAAUGCACUUGUGAAGACGUCAAAGAAUGAAGAUUAUUCGAACACAGAAAACUGGGACCUUCCAACCGAAUUCGAAGUAGUGGAUUCAAAUGGACAAAAUGUUUCUUUAAACAUUACAGAUUCUCAAUGGAUACUAACACAGGAUACUGACAACAGUGCGACUUAUUACAUUCUUGUGAUUGAAAAUGGUGAAAGAGAAAUGGGUUCCAAUUUAGACUCUUUUAAAUCCAUUGAACUAACGGAUCAUUCAACGACAGAAUUUGAACAUAAAAUCGAUACCGACGACUUGUGUGAUGAUGAUGAUGUUUCAUUGUUUUCAAAUUUUGAAACUUAUUCAUCUCCUAAAAUAACUGAAGUCGAAACUGCAUGCUCAGAUGUUGGCAAACUCAAAUGCCCAGACGUCGGAUUGGCACCUUGGUGCGAUGGGAGUCCUUCAACUGUUGAGAGCUUCGAGAAUCCUUACUCUAGGCAUAAGAAACCACCGUUCACAUACUCCGAAAUGAUUAAACAAGCUCUCCUGGAGAAGCAAGAACUCACCGUAUCCGAAAUCUACCAAUGGAUUUCAGAUCACUUUCCAUACUACGAAUCAAAUGAUGAAAGAUGGAAGAAUUGCGUCCGGCACAAUUUGACACUAAGCCAGAAUUUCCAGAAAGGUGCCAAAGCACAGCGAGGGGCAAGUCACUUCUGGACACUUGAACAGAAACGAGAAAACAUCGAGCCAGCUGAAGAGAUUCUCUGUGGAGACCGAAAUAGUGACCUCAGUCCCAUCACAGAGGCAACGUCUCCAAUCGAAACAGAUUUUCUCAACCCAAUGGCGGUAGCACUAGGAGAGUCGAACCGGCUUGACGAAGUGGACGACCUGGAGGGCAUAGAUAUUUCUGAUCUCAUAACAGACCUAGAUUCGUUUGAUCGAAUCGUGCUUGAGGCAGAACUCGGUACCCUCGACGUAUCUCCUGAAGAGCUGGACCAGUACUGUGGACGGCAAAUCCGAUCGCCAUAACAACAAAUUGAAAAAGCGAACUGUAAAUCCUUAAUUCUUCCCAGACCACCAGGACGGGGGAAAAUUUAUUCCGGACUGAAACCUGUUUUGUAAUAAAAACUCUACAACCACACAAUUUCAAGCAUUAAAGUGAAUUCUCCAAAAAUAAUUCUGUCAUGAGCAUAUUAAAUCCAGUAACACAGACGUGUGUAUUCUUCAAAGUUCUAACUUAUUUUUUAUACUAUUUAUAUGCAGUCAUAUUGCACUUAGGAAACAAUCAUGUGAAUUUUUUUAUUUAUUCAUAUUAUAAUAGUUCGUGUGUACAUUAGAUUCAACAAAAAUGACACAAAACUCAAUGAUUGUGAAGUGCCAAUGAUUCAAUUAGUAGCACAAUGAGAACGAAUUCCUCUGCUGAGGCAUGUGAACGUGAGGCCAGCAGUCAAGCUAGUCGGCCUUGGCUCUCAGAGGGCUGUUACGCCACGGAUUAUUAUUAUUCCAUCUAUUCACCAUUUUAUGGGGUACGUACUUCCAUG
Molecule: messenger RNA, 1663 nt
Organism: Zootermopsis nevadensis
Lineage: Eukaryota; Metazoa; Arthropoda; Insecta; Blattodea; Termopsidae
Biological process (GO): regulation of DNA-templated transcription
Cellular component (GO): nucleus
Molecular function (GO): cis-regulatory region sequence-specific DNA binding; DNA-binding transcription factor activity
Source: RefSeq, a predicted model, not a curated record